Messenger RNA from Solanum dulcamara, 420 nucleotides. RefSeq lists its product as uncharacterized. Lineage: Eukaryota; Viridiplantae; Streptophyta; Magnoliopsida; Solanales; Solanaceae. The coding region runs from base 1 to 420 and encodes 139 amino acids. The record is from RefSeq and is a predicted model, not a curated record. The transcript is spliced from 2 exons.
AUGAAAGUUUCAAACCAUGAGAUAAAGCAAAUCCUGGCAAAAACUGUGAAUGCCAACAGAAUGGAUUGGUUGAGAGAACUUGAUGAUGCCUUAUGGGCAUAUCAUACUGCAUUUAAGACCCUUAUUGCCUUGAACAAGAAGAGGAUGAUGAUGUAUCGUGACCAGAAGAUUGAAAAGAGAGACUUUGCACCAGGUUAUCUUGUUCUUUUGUUCAACUCAAGAUUUCGCUUGUUUCCUGGCAAGCUGAAGUCCAAAUGGUUAGGACAGUUUCAUGUGGUUCUAGUGUCCUUAUGUGGUGCAAUUGAGCUUGAAAAUCAUGAAGAAAAGUUAUUCAAGGUAAGUGGGAAAAGAGUGAAGGCUUACUUGGGAGUUGCUAAAGAGAUCAAGGUGGUGGAAACAUGGGCUCUUGGGGAAGUUUGA